Onychostruthus taczanowskii (white-rumped snowfinch) is the source of this 12423-nucleotide messenger RNA. It is a transcript of the gene CASTOR2, whose product is annotated as cytosolic arginine sensor for mTORC1 subunit 2. The record is from RefSeq and is a predicted model, not a curated record. Gene Ontology annotation, biological process: cellular response to L-arginine; negative regulation of TORC1 signaling. Gene Ontology annotation, cellular component: cytosol. NCBI's taxonomy places the organism in Eukaryota, Metazoa, Chordata, Aves, Passeriformes, Passeridae. Bases 278 to 1267 code for a protein of 329 amino acids. The transcript is spliced from 9 exons.
UGUUCCAGCGAGCACCAGCUGCUCGGCACUCCGGGCUCCGCUGCUCCGCUCCGCGCCCCGCCGGCCUCCCCGCCGCUCCAACUUUUGCACCCUCUGCUCCCUCAUCCCCUGCUCCUGCCCCCGGAGCUGGGAAGGGACAGACGGAAGCGGGGAGGGGAAAAAGAAAAAAAAAAAAAAAAGAAGGCACCGACAAUAACAGCCCCCCCUCCCCCUCCCCAUUCAAAAACACAACAUAAACCCCAGGGAUAGAUGAACUACAAAUGAGAAAGAGGAAAAGAUGGAACUGCACAUCCUAGAGCACAGGCUCAGAGUGGCCAGCAUAGCCAAGGAGAGCAUCCAGUUGUUUACCUAUGGAUUAAUCAAACUUGCUUUCCUGUCCUCUAAGACGAGGUGCAAGUUCUUCAGCCUCACAGAAACCCCUGAGGACUACACCAUCAUAGUGGAUGAAGAGGGCUUCCUAGAGCUUCCUUCCUCGGAGCACUUGAGCGUGGCCGAUGCAACAUGGCUUGCCCUCAACGUGGUGUCUGGUGGAGGUGGUUUCUCCAGCUCCCAGCCCAUCGGAGUGACCAAAAUUGCCAAGUCAGUCAUAGCACCCCUAGCUGACCAAAACAUCUCAGUGUUCAUGCUCUCCACCUAUCAGACGGACUUCAUCCUGGUGCGUGAGCGAGACCUGCCCUUCGUGAUGCACACGCUGGCUGCCGAGUUCACCAUCCUCAGAGUAGUGAAUGGGGAGACUGUGGCUGCUGAUGACUUUGGGGUAACAAAUGGAUUUGUCAAACCAAAACUAGUUCAGAGGCCUGUCAUUCAUCCUCUUUCCAGCCCAAGUAAUAUGUUCUGUGUCACCAGCCUGGAUCCAGAUACCCUUCCCACUGUUGCUACACUCCUGAUGGAUGUCAUGUUUUACUCCAAUGGAGUAAAAGACUCAGUGGUGGGCAAUGAAGACUCGGGACAUAUUCGCUUUUUCUCCUUUUCUCUCAUUGAGGGUUACAUCUCCCUGGUCAUGGAUGUCCAGACGCAGCAGAGAUUUCCUAAUAAUUUGUUGUUUACAAGUGCAUCUGGUGAGCUCUGGAAGAUGGUGAGGAUUGGUGGGCAGCCUCUUGGCUUUGAUGAAUGUGGAAUUGUCGCUCAGAUUUCUGAGCCUCUGGCCGCAGCCGACAUCCCAGCCUACUACAUCAGUACUUUUAAGUUUGAUCACGCCUUGGUACCUGAAGAAAAUAUAAAUGGUGUGGUCAAUGCACUCCAAGUCAGUCAAGCUGAAAAGCAUUAGAAAUCUUCUGAGCUGGUUCCAGAUGCUUUUUAUUAUUCUAAUAAUAAUAAUUAUUAUUAUUAUUAUUCUUUUUUUCUCACAGUAUUUCUUGAAAAAUCUGAUUACAGAGAGUGACAUGAAAAGAGACUGUGGAAAGUUGAGCAGAAACAGCUCCAAUAAGCCUUUGUUUUAAUUAUUAUUAUUAUUAUUAUUAUUGUUAUUAUUAUUAUUAUUAUUAUUGUUAUUUUAUUAAAUUUAUGACUGAGGGGCAGGAGGAGAGGGAGUUUGUAUGGUUUCCUGAUGUUCAGCUCCGAGGUGAAGUGAACCCUGGCUGUGCUCAGUGUGGAAGGAGCUGCCUGGGGACACCCAGGGACACCCAGCACGGAUGGCCCUGGGCACACUGUGAGGGCAGUGGGGGGGGCCAAGAGCAGAUGGACAGGCUGCUGUCUCAGAGAGCCCUGAACAGCAGAAACAAAGUGAAAUAUGGAAUUAAACAGAAAAGACGUCGCAUAGUACUGGCUUGUCUCCUUGCGUCAGACUUCUGAGGCCUGUCCAUCACUGCCUGUGUUGAGAUAGGAUGCAGAGGGUUCUGUUUCCGCUGACAGAACAAUUUGGUGUUGGAAAAGAGGAAAAUAUCCAAUUGUUUGACAUUUCCCUUUUUCUUUCUCCCUGUUGUCAAAGCCUGGCUGCUCUGAGAAAGCCUGGGCAGGGGAGCUCAGCUCUGGCCAGCUCCUGGCAGGUGGUGUCACCCAGACUUGUGUCUGCAUUGAAACUUGGCUGGUUUGGGUCAAUUUUUUCCAGUCACUCCCUCACUGUUCCGAGUAUUCUCCUGCCAUAUCCCCUGCUCCAGGACAGCUGUUGUCCCCUUAUCCCACAUCAGAGCCUUCCCCCAGCCCUUGUUCCUCAGGGCCAGCAAGAGGAGGAAGGGCUCUUUUCUCCGGUCGCCUCAAGCUUUUUUCCAUCCAGUGUGCACACAUGGGGAAAUAAAGGAUUGCCCAGGAUCCCUGGGUAGCUGCUCUUGCACAUCCAGGCCACCUUGGCCAAGAGCCGCAGCAGGUUCCCUCUGCUAGGGCCAGGAGGGUGCCUGAGUCCUGUGGGGACCCUCCUGCAGUUUUUCAUCACACAGGUAGAAAUUGCUGCUGCCUGGGGAAAGUAAAGUGGUGCUGAAAAUGCCUAAAACCUGCUGGCAUCUGGUCCUGCACAGGAAGAUGAUGGGGCUUUUGCCAUGGGGAAGCAGUAGUGUGUUUUCUCUGGCUUGUACCACGGCUGAGGGCCAGCAGGAGCCUGGCGUCAAGGCCCACAGUGGCACCUGUGUCCAGGUUGUGCCAUGGCCACUGCCACCACUGUGGAGGACAGCAGAGAGCAGUGCUGGGAGAGAAGUGUUACCCAGGGUGUGGGUGCCAGCACUCUGCUCCACUGUGACAUGCAGCGAGGGCUGGUGAGAGGAGAAGCUGUCUGCAGAGGACCUUGCUCUUGUGAUUACCAGCCCCAGCUGGUAAUCUUAAUUCUUAACUUCUUCCACUUCAGGCUUAACAUAAAGAAUUUGCAGAUCUUGCCUUUUUCCCGAGGGCUUUCCAGCCAUGCUUCAGAGACAGCCUCUGGCAGGAUUUUCCUGAGGCUAUGCCAUAUACAGCUGCGAGCCAGGGUUUAAUCUGGAGGCAGUAAGCAAACACCUGGGAUCAUGCCAUGGGCAUGGUUUUUACUGGUGUGUAGGACAAAUACACACACAGAGCUGGUUAAUUAGUUCUGCAUUCACAGUACUGGAGGGCCAAGCAGUUAUGGUUUCUGAUGCUGCUGGACUCAAACUGAGUUUCAAAUCUGAUUUUUCACCAGUGGGAUGUUUUGUGGCAUGUAGACAAUGAGUCAGAGCAUCCAUGAAAAAAGCAUGGAUGACUUUCCUUGCUUGGCCCUACUGGAGCUGAAGCAUCCCUGCUGAGGAACACUGGGGCACAUGUUCAUGUUUUACCAAACAGGAUGUUCUGCUGUUCCUUUGCAUGGGUUUUCAAAAUUGUCCCAUGAUAUGUUUGUAUUCAUUCCAGAUUUCUAGACUAAAGGUGUGUUCUAGAUGUGGCACUGUGCAUGUCUGGAUGCUUGUUUGGAAAGAUGCUUUGGUGUCCUGCCACAAGGACAGGCACAGUGCAGUGCUGAAAGCAUCUGCAGAUGUUUGCUGUGGCUCUACCCUGUGCUGUGGGCACUGAGCUGGGCUGGAGUGGGCAGCAAGGCCAGAGGUGGCUUUUCACCCCAGAUGUUGUCAGAGGGUUGGGGGAGUGGGAUGUUGAGGUGCUGUUCAGCUGCUGAGUUGCCAGCCAAGGUUUCUGCUCAGCUGAGUUGAGGCUGAGUUUUAGCUGUGUGCAUGGAUGGUGCCAUCAUGCCAGAGUCAUCAGGACAGGCUGCCUUCUGCUCUGGGGUUUUGCCAGCCUUUGGGAAAUGCCAGGUUUGGCAUCAGAGAGUACCAAGUGUUGCUGUGUAUGUGCCAGUGCUGCUUCCAAAGGACUUCAGCCUGGAUAGGAAGGAAGUAACUUGAAACAAGCAACAACUUUACUGAGCCUUAAAUGAAAACAACAACAACAAAAAAUUAGUUUUAAUUUUCUAACAUUGCACUCAGGCUAUUUUAGAGGCUGAUUUUUGUAAUUUAAUUUUUUUCCCAAGGGAAUCAGCCUUAUAUUUGUGAAAUCUGUAGAAAGAUCUGUGGUAUUUGAAACCUUCCAAAGGAAGGUUGAAUGUCCCAACAUGGGAGAGUUGGCCUGAAAAAUUCACAGGAUGUAAAAUGCUGUUGGGGGACUCUGACACUGCCACCAUCCUUGGAUUCACCUUUUUAUUUCCUUUUAUCUUUUUGUCUUGACAUCCAAGAAGAUUGCUUCAGACAACUUGAUGCUUUCCCUUUAGUAUUCCUUUCAUAUUUUUUCUGGUGGGAGCUGAGAUACUCCAAAUGUGGCCAUAAUUGGUGGAACCUUGUUCCUGCACCAGCCUGCAGUCAGGAUCAAUGCAGGCUUGCACAGUAGUGCUGCAUGUGAGACCUACACUGCAGGAAGGGCUCUGUAGGGGCUUCAUUAAAUAUUUUCAUAGUAAUAAUGAUACCACCACACUACUGACACCCCAGUGCUUAGUGAACCCAAAGCAGGGGGGCUCUUAAAGCUGCUCCACAGCUCCCACUCUCAGCACACAGCCUUUGAAGUGGGGAAGGAGACUUUUCCUUUUUUAAAAGGAAGAGUCUUUUCCUUUUUUUCCUUAUGAUAAUACAUCUGAGUAUCCCUGACAUUUUGCUGUUGAGUCCUGUGUGGAUAAAGGAGGAACAUGUCUCCGUGGACACCCUUGGGCUGGGUGCCUGGAUUUCCUGCAGCUGCCCUCAGCAUCCCUGCUCAGCUCUCUGGGCAGUUCCACCUGGCCAUGGCUGCUGUAGUGAGGGAUUGCCUCAAUGCUGCAGGCCCCUCCCCAUGCCCUGUCUCCUCACAAAAUUCAAACAGCAAAAUGCAAAAGUUUCCAGCCUGCAGAAAGGGAUAAGCUUUCUCCAAGGCCUUUAUUUUGUUAGAAGCCUCAGCCUUUCCAAACUGUGUUAUUAGAGUUUUGUCUUUCUCCCUCAACCCAAUUAGAAUGUGACUACAAAUUCCUUUCUACUGAGCAAGUGUGUGCAUAAAUAUACAUCCUAAGUGUUUCCAUAGAAAUCCACAGUGAGUCCCUAUUGCACACCUAUAAAUACCCAUGUUUGUCUCUAGGGUGGUAUCCUGUACAUGGUGUGUGCACUCAGGCACUAUAGGCUCACACACAUAUACAGUGCAUGUGUGUGCUCUGGGCACACACCCUUGUGUGUGCAUCUGUGUAGUGAGUUCUGUAUACACACAUUUAUUCACCAUAUAUUUUUAAGUCAAGUAAUGGGCAAUAUUUGUUCCACUUUUGCUUUUUCUCUACAUAUGUUUAGUGAAGAGCAGCAGUGGAGGGAUUUGACCUGAAGCAAAGCUGGGGCUCCUCUGCUUGCUGGGAGCAGCAUUGGAUUUCCCUCCCUGCUUCAGAAAAUUCUGUUCCUCUCCAGUUUGGUACCUCAAGCACAGAGACUGUAGGAAAUCCACUCCUUUUCCUCUCUAUAUGUUUUAGUUGCUGCCCUAAAUUGCCUCAGCCUGUAAGCAGGGCUGCUCUGUUUGCACAGUGCCUGCCCAGACCCUGGCUGGGGUUUCCAGUGGGGUUCCAGCUCCUGCAGGCACAGAGCUCUGCCUGCCUCCCCCAGCAGGGCAGGAGCUCCUCCAGGUUUCCUGCAGCUGGGGCUGGGCUAGGCUCUCUGCUCGAGCCUGGGGCAUGUGCAAGAUUUGAUUUCCUGGUGGAUUUGUCUGCAGUGGCAGCCCCUGGCUAGUGCAGGGCUCUGGUAUUUGUUGGGGAAUUCACAUUUGUUGGCCUGUGAGGAGCUGAAAUCAGUGGCUUAUUUUUAAAUAGAUGUAAUUGUUGGAGGGUCUUUUCCUGUUAAAAGCAGAAGAACCCAGCUUGAACCCAGUCACUGGCAGUGUGUGGUCUUUGCAUCUCACCACUGGAGAUCUCUGCUGACCAGGAGUGCUGUUAGGGUCCAUGGAGGGAAAGAUGCUGCUUUCCUAUUUCAGUUACACUUCACUAAAGGGGGCUGGGAGGUGAGGGGUGCUGCCUUGCUACUGACCUUUUGGCACUUAGAAGCUGCUGAUUUUUCAGGCUGCCCCCCAAAUGCACCCUUGCACAGGUUUGUGCAGCCUUCAGUUUCUUUCCAGGCAUUGUUUGGAGUUUCUGCAAUGCUGUGCUUUAGAUGGCAUGUAUGAGCCUCCCUAAUGGGGAGAGGCCUUAAUGGAAAUAUUUGGUUUUGCUGCAGCAUAGAGACAGUGGCACCUGCAGUGGGUGACAUAAGUAGACUCACCUAAUGACAAUGCCAUUUAAAAAGCAUACUCACCAUACUGCUGCUCUGAAAUGUGUUUUAAACUGCAAGUUCUCUGUUACCAUUCCCAGGGCACAGGCUGCUGGUCAGAGAUGAAUCAAUCCUCCUCUCUCACUAAGAGCUUGUUUGUGUCAGGUCCUGCUUUGGGCUAGCACAUGACACUGAGCAGGGAUGUACUUUUUAAGAUGUGCCGUGCAGAUUUGGGUGUGGGAACUUCUAGGUUCUGCUGGGAGGUCCUGAUGGCUUCAGCCAAUCAAAGCAUCCAACAGCAGUGUAUCAGGUUUUAUUUCUCUGAAGCAUGAUGUUUUGUCCUGCCAGCACUGGGAGGAAAUAAGGCAGUGCAGGAUAAGGGAGUGUGUGGCAGAGGAGGUUGCUCAGGCUGCAGCCUAGCUCCCCAAGUACUCAGUUGUUUCCCUGGUGCUCUUGAUGCUUUAAGGAAUGUGUAGACCCCUGAGAGAGGCAAGGCAGGGAGCAGCUCUGCUCAGAGCUCUGCCAUUGCACUGCAUUUGCAGGAUUUGCUGCCUUCAGGCAUGAGCUGCUGACACAUUCCCCCACUGGCUGCCCCACAAGUCUCACGGUGUCUGUGAGAUGAGGGUUAGUGACUCUGACAUCCCGUGAAGGUUGGGAAGCUGUCUGGGACAUAAAAGGCUGAAUUGCACGUGCUUGAUCAGAGCCUGCCUCUGAGAAGUGGUUUUCUGUCUUUUCUCAGCUUUGCUAUACAAAGCUUGAAUGCUUUUUCUUACAAAGGGACCCCAUCCCUGGUGUGAGCUGAUGUUGCUGUGACUGCCUGGCUGCAGAAGGGCCAGGGCUUCAGGCCUUGCUGACCUGCAGCAGCCACGGGUCAGCCCAGGCUCCUCUGUUCCAGAAGGCAUCUAGGUCUGACUUGGCAUCGUCCCACACAUCCAUUCUGUGGCCGUGCAGGGUCUGCAGAGAUCCCUCUUAGUGACAGGCAUGGGAAAGGUAGGGGAGAACAGGGAUAGGUGGAGUGCUGAGUUGUGCAAAAGAAUUAAUAUGUUCAUUUUUUGUUGUGCACAUAUGAAGAUACUGAAGUUCUGCUUGUUGUUUUGAACACCAAAGCAUUUUCUUUUUUCUUUUUGACUGAAACAGAUCACCCCACCCUGCCCAGCCUCCAUGCUCAGCCCAGUAUCCCAGAGGAUGCAUUGGUCCCAGUCACAUCAUCCCAGCAAGGGUGGGUAGCAUGACCCCUCUAAACCCCCAGUACUUAAAUACCUCUUGAUGCUCAGCCUGUCCAUUGGGGAAGACUCCCAGUAAUCACUGUGUGUUUUGAUGUAAUGAUGGUAUUGGGUCUGGGGCCAGAGGGGUUCCUCCCACCCUUGUGGUUUUCCCCAUCCAUACACCCACACAACUGUUCAAGAGCACCAGGUCAUCAGAACUCCUUAAUUUAGAGGUCAGCAACAUGAAUGGGAGGUGCUGAGUCCUGCAUUGGUACAGUCACUGCUCACUAAGCACAAGUGUUCCUGUCAGCACUGGAUAAUUGGUAUUUUCUGUUAAUGAAAAGGGAGAAAUUCUUUGUUUGGCCUCAGGCUGAGCAUUGCUGCUAAUUCCUGAAAGAAGGUGUCCCCCAGCAGCAUUCUGUUAAGGACAAGAAGUCAUUUUCUGAUGAGGAUUUCUUCUCUCUCUGUUGCUUUGACUGUUGUGGACAUCUCCAGUAAGCAGCUUAAGGCAUCUCACUUACCUGUUCCAGUCCUGCCUGCAAACAUUGGAUUGGAUUGGAUUAAACUUUUAUUAUUUGCAGCAGUAAAACCCAGUAAUCCUUGGCCAAUAGUAUUUAGAGGUUGUAGCAUGCACUGGGGUGUAUUUACAUUGGCUGAAAUGUGCAAACCUGCCUCCAGAUUUCCAGGCCUUCUCCCCAUGAGUGCAUCUGUCUGUCUGUCUGCACCCUGCCAUAUGUCAGGGGCCAGCAAUAUCCCUCAGGCAUCCUGGCAGCACUGAACUGGUGUGGAAACACUGCACAUCCUCACAAGGGUGUGGGACCUUCCCAGGCUCCCUGGAAGGGAAACACUUGACUGUGAAGAUAAUCUUGAGUUACUCUGCUGUCCUUGGCCUCCUUCUUUACUUAAUCCUUAUGAAGCACAGCUGGGUUGAACCACCAGCUCCCGUUAGCAAAGGUGAAGGAAAGAAAGGGGUUCUGCAGUGAGAGACGUGCUCUGGAUGCUGAUCAGCAAAUCCUGGCUGCAGCAGUAAUAGCCUCUGCAGAUGCUCUGGUGAGCACAGAGCAAUGCACGGCCCCUGCUGUAUGAAGGGGAAAUGGAUGAAGUAUGUGUCAAAGUACAUUCUCAUUUUAGGGUAUGAAUUUUAGGGUUCAAUACCCCUUUGGAACAUGUAUAAGCCAGGAUCCUUUCUUGGUCUCUCUAGACAGCAUUGUUCAUUUCAGGUUCAAAGCCUGGGAAUGAAUUAACAAAUAACCUUGUUAUUGCAGAUUACAUGGAAUAGCUUCCCCCUGCUCCAUAAUUCUCUUGCAGCCAUGACUUGUGCUUCUGCAAGCCCUGAGUUUGCAGCGGGCCUGGCCAAGGGAACACAAACCCCUGGCACCUCCUCCCAGCUGAGAGUGCCCAGGUUUUGUGGCCAAGGUGAAGGGAGUGGCAGAGGGAUGGCAGCACACAGCUCCAGUAUGGCCAGCCCAGCUCAGCACUGUCCCAGCUGCAUGGAGCAGGACAGUUGCAAAACAGCCGUUUAAUGCCCUGGGCUCCUUGGGGGUUUUGUUUUUAUCCAUUUUUAGCUUUCUGCAAAUAUCUGUAAAUGAACUAUGGGUGGAUUUUGGAGCAGACAUGGACAGAGAUGCCCAUCAGGCAUCUGGCAGGAUUGAAAUGUUUUGAAAUUGAUUGAAAUAUGUUUGAGAGCAGAACAGGAGCAUGUCAUUCCCCCUCUGUCUGGCUCUGUCCUCUGCCUGUACCACAGGAGAGCUGACCAGGUGCCAUGUCCCUCUCUAGGCAGACCCAGUGGUUUUACUGGGGUCCUCUCAACCCUAAAAGGUUAUGCCAAAACCAGGGCUCCUUUCUUCCUUCAUUUUGCAGGGGCUGGUUGCUUCUUCCCUCCUUGUGUGGCUGUGGCAGAGGCAGUGUCUGUUGCACAGCACCUAUGGAAGAUGCCACAGGAGGCUGCUGUUCAGAGUCCCCCUGCUCUGGCUGGCUUUCUGCUCCUUUUCAGCAUCCUGAGGAUUUAAACCAGCUUUCUGUAGUUACAGGAAUAAGCUUGAAGAUUCCUAUUCACUCUUUUGUUACUUGAAAAACAUUUUACAGGUACCUGAUUCCCUGGUCUUGUGGGAAUGCUGCUUGAAGCACCCGCUGGCCAGGUUGGCUGCUGUGAGCAUUACUGCUCCUUUGGGCCCUAAAAGAGGAGUUCAGCCCCAUUUGCCAGCUGAAAGGCUGAAGCAGCCCCAGGCUCAGGCCAGCAGGAUGCUGCUCUGGGCCAGGUCUCAGGGGAGAGAGAGCCCCAGUAACCAGAGCUCCCUCAUCCUCUGUGUCCCUGCUGCCCACACAGAGCCAUUCCCAUCAGCUGGGAGGGAAUGCAAAGGGAAUUUCCCUUCUGCUGAAGAAAAGCAGCAGUUUCCUCUGUGGAUUUGUGGUCAGUGGCAAAAGCAGGAGUGUGUGCCAUGUGGAACAUUGAAAGAAGGAGACAGGUUCCUAUACGAAGAGCAAAGGAGAAAAAAAUCUACAGCCUUUGUUGUAGGUGUUUCUUGCAAUUUCUAAUGCCAGCCUUGGAUGGGGUUGAGUUUUUGAGAUCACUGAAAUAACCUGAAGAGCUGGUGGUGUUUUACAACUGCAGGACAUUGCCUCUAGGCAGGACCAACCUGCACAGAGCACAGGACUCUUCCCACCAGGGCUCGGCAUGUUUCCCUGCAGCAGUACCCCCAGACAGACAGGCUACUGAACCAGGGCUGCUCUUGAAGAAAUCCUGAGUUUUAACAUUUCCUUCCUGGGAGCAAACCUCUGCUUUUCCUGGCCUGUGCCAGUCAGUUGGUGCUGAUGCAGGACGUUCAGAGUAUGAAGGAGGUGGCUCUGCAGGAGGAGGAGCACCUCAUUUCUCCUUCACCCAUUAGGAACUGUCAGGUCCAGCUCAACGACCUCAGCCAUUUUUUUAGUCCUAUCAUAGAAUUAAACAUGAGUCAUGCCCUCGUUCUCCCCCAAACCCCACCUACCCAGAUCCCUGCCAGUCCCAUGUGUCAGUGCUUCCUUCCUUCAGGUUUUUAUUUGUUCUCCAAUUGCAAACUGCUCCAGUGAUACCAUGGCAGAAAAUCAGCAUCCCAGGGCAGGCUCUUCUAGGUUCUUCUGGUUGGGCUGGAUCCAUGCCCUCACCUCUCACCCAAAAUCCUCCUGCAACUGCUGCUAAAAAUAAUCUUGCCAAUCCAAUGGUUGUUGAUAAUAGUGUGAGAACUGCAUCCAAGUGCCAUUAGUGCCCAGGUUAAUGCCUGGAAAUGCACAGGGUAGUGCCUCUUUCCAGCCCAGGACUAUGGUGUCACAGCCAGCAGUGUUGUGUCCCCUGUCCCUGCUGGCUGUGGCCAGGCAUUGUUAUCCCUCCCUUGUGCGUGGCUCCAGGCUUGACUUUGGGGCUUGUGAGACACGAACUUGAGGAGCAGGGUGUUCACUCUAGCACAGUGGCAGCCACAGUUUUCUGCCACUGCAUCCUCCUCCACACUGCCUCUGCAGCAGCUGGGGCUGGCAGUGACAGAGGGGACACUUCUGCUGAUGACCCAAGUACCAGGACAACCAUGGCUCUUGGACAGGCAGAAGAGGAGGCUGCCAGGCAGUAACUCACAGUAGGAUGCAGCUUCAGAAGCUCUGUUCCAGCCUUUGGAAGAGCCUGUCUCAUUCCCUUACUGUGAACUCCUUACAUAACCCAUUCUCCCCAUUCUUGUUUCCAUCAGAAUUAGAGGAUGGGUGAUCACCUCAAUUUUCUUGACAUGUUCACCUGUUCCCACCACCCAGCCAUCAGCAGCUCCUGCUGCUGCUGGGAUUUGGGUCUUGGUGCCCAGGGCACAUCUGCAGCCCCACCCUGCAGUGAGUCUGGCACUGGCAGGUUGGCUCCUGCAGUUUGGGCACCGUGGGCAGCCAGAAGGGAUAACCUGAGGGAGAGCUGCACAGAGGGAGGAGGAGCUUCAUUUCCUCCUUGGUGCUUAGGGCAGAUUUUUAAUUUGGUUUCUCUGGGCUAAGAUUCAGCAAGCCAUCACCCUGCAGGGUGACAGAGGCGGGUCACAGCCCCACUGCACUGCUGCAGUUCAGGGCUGGUUACAAGGGGCUGGCACAGCACCACUUUAUCAGUGCCUCAAGUGGCUUGAACAAGUCUGAGCAUUUAUUUCUUUCUCCCCUUUGUAUGGACUCCAAAGGAGCCCAGAUUCCCUCCGCAUACCUACACAACACUAACCCAAAUUUCUAGAACUGCCAAGAGAGCAGAGAUGCUCCUGGUGCAGAAGCUGCCCAGCUUGGAUCAGGGUCUGGCUCUCAUCCCUGGCCACUUAGAACAGCUGUGCUGGCCAGCCUGGGGAGGAAACACGAAUCUUUAGGACUUUUUUAUUUAAUAAGUUAUUUAUGUAUCAUUUGCUCUGUAAGUGAAAUAGCACUUUUGGCCUCAGACACACACCAAACAGGCUGAAGUGAGGCUGGGAACCCCAAACUCUUGCAGCCUCUCCUUCCUGCUCACCUCUCAGAAACCCCAUGCAGCCUUUCACUGGGGAGGGUAGAAAAACAAGUGUAUUUAUUUCCCUUUAAUUACCAGACCUGACAUAAACAGACAGGGUGGGGGAAUCCUGCCCAUGCAGGGGCCUUUGGUACACCUCCUGCUCUGGGCUGCAGCCAUGGAAAGGCUGCUUGCACCUGCCAUGUGCCCAUGGGCUCAGUGGGGCCAGGCCCUGCAUGUGUGGGUGGGCAGUUCCUGCAAGCUUGGGGGUACAAGGCACAGGGGAGCCUGAAUGCAUCAGCUGCCUUCAUGACCUCUGCACGGGGGGAUGUUCUACCAGCAGGCACAGGGAGUGGUGGCAGCAGCUUGGGAUCAUGCACUGGACAUUGUGUGGCGCUGAGAAGUGGCUGCUUUGCUUUCCCAGCAAGUGCACAUGCUGCUUUUCUUUGCUGGUCUUAUGCUGAAAAGCUGAGAUUUAUGUACUGUAUGAAAAAAACAAAACAGAAAAAAAGAAAAAAUCCUAAUGUUCCAAAAUAAAUGACAGUAUAUUUUGUACUUUGUAAAGUAAUUAAACUGAAAAAGAAUAAAAAGUGAAACUUAUGCUGUCUGCUUUUGUACUGAUCAAACUGAUGAAAAUAAAGCAGAGCUUGGCACUGUC